Phalaenopsis equestris is the source of this 5334-nucleotide messenger RNA. Its product is annotated as disease resistance protein RGA2-like. Lineage: Eukaryota; Viridiplantae; Streptophyta; Magnoliopsida; Asparagales; Orchidaceae. The record is from RefSeq and is a predicted model, not a curated record. Gene Ontology annotation, biological process: defense response to other organism. Gene Ontology annotation, molecular function: ADP binding; protein binding.
GCCACCUUUAUCAGCUUAUAAUACUACGCAUCCUUCAUAGCAAAGCCACCUACUUCCGUCCUCCUGACCCUCUUCUUCUCUUCCACCGUCUCUCCUCCGCUUAACCUGAGUUUGUGCCAUGGCAGACUGGUUUGUUGGCCAGACCUUGGAUAAGAUCAUCAACAAGAUCUUGGAUAAGAUCAUCGACACUUGCUUUGCUAACAUGCUCGAUCAAUAUAGACGGUAGACAGGCAUGAAGGAGGAGCUCGAAAGGCUGCGAGAGAACCACCCCAUGAUCGAAGCUGUCGUCUCUGCUUACACCCGAGCACACAUCACAGAUCGCAACCCGGCUCUCAAAAGAUGGAUAUGGCAGCUACGAGAUGCCAUCGAUGAGGCAGAUGAUGUUCUUGAUGACUACAUUGGGCUUGAAGAAGAACAACAGGAGCAGAUCAGACGAAACACGGAGAAAACAAAGGUGCGUUCUGUAGGCACUGGCUUUUUUUUCGUAACUACUUUCCUUCCUCUCAUCGAAAACUCAAAGCAGGAGCAGCAGGAGCUGGAGCUUCAGUUGUGCACAGAUCGUGAAACAGGGUGCUUGCCUAAAAACGUUCUCAUCUGUCGAGGCGAGGAAAAGGAUUUUGUUAUGCAGUGGUUGAGGAAGCCAACUUCCGCUCCGCUCCGCUUUGAUCCAGCGUCUGUCCCUAUAUGGUAUAUGAGUCAUACCAUAACACCAACAAAUGAAAAUCCAACUCAUAUUGCUAGCCCUACUCUAUACAAAAACAUUUCUCUUCUAUCCAUAGUGCGCCAUGGUGGCAUGGGCAAGACAACUCUCUUACAACACAUCUAUGAAGAUCUGGAAGAAAAAUUUGAACUGAAAAUGUGGGUUUGCGUUUCCAAGGACUUUGAUGUAAAAAAGGUGAUUGACGAUAUGUUGGAAUGUCUUAACAAGGAGAGACCUCGUUUGGAGUCACUCGCUACUGUUCAAGAGAAUCUUAAAGCUGUCGUGCAAUCCAAAAGCUUCUUGCUUGUUUUGGAUGACAUUUGGGAAGAAGAUAUGAGCAAAUGGGAGAACUUACUCUGCCCUCAAGUUUACGGAGGUUUGGGAAGUAAAAUUUUGUUGACUACCCGGAUGGAUACAGUUACAUCGACGAUUGCAAAUGUUAUUAGUAAUGAUAAAGAAAUUUAUCCAUUAAAGGGCUUAGAGGAAGAUGCGUGUUUGAAGCUACUCAACACCCAUUCAUUUGCUGUUGUAAAGAAUCUUGAUGCUCAUACAAAAUUAAUACACAUUGCUAGUUCGAUAGUUAAAAAGCUUUCAGGCUCUCCAUUGGCCGCAAAGGUCAUUGGUGGUGUUCUCAAUUCUAACUUAACUGAGAGAUUUUGGAUGAAAAUUUUAGAAAGUAAUGUUCUAAACGUAGAACCAAAACCGGGUCGCAAUAACAUUUUGCCUAUCUUAAAUUUGAGUUUUACGUUCCUCCCACAACCUCUACAAAAUUGUUUUGCAUUUUGUGGCGUAUUCCCACAAGAUCAUCAGUUUGAUAAAGUUGAUUUAGUCCGAAUGUGGAUUGCAUUGGGCUUCAUUCAGGAAUCUUCUAUUGAAGGAGAAACUUUGGAAGAUAUUGGAGGAACGUAUUUGGAUGUUUUGGUCAGAAUAUCUUUCUUUGAUGAGUUUCAACAUUCUAGAAGAAUAUACUAUAAGAUGCAUGAUUUAUUACAGUUUUGGCAGUCUAUUUAUUCAAAGGAAUGUUUCAGAUUUGUGGGAGAUGAUGUUUUAUCUUUUAACGUUCCUAAAAAUGCUCGACACUUAUUUGUUAAAACUGAAAAUCCAGAAGUGUUGAGAAAGAUCAAAGAUGUUAAAAAUCUACAUUCGCUUUUUUUGACAGUCGUUGAUCAAGAUUUUACUGAAAUACUUACUGAAAUUUUUGAAGCAUCGAGAAGGAUUCGUUUGUUGUUCAUAUGCUCUCUAGGGCAGAAAAAGAUUUCUGAGGCUAUUAAAAAUUUGAGACAUCUUCGAUAUUUGAAUCUUACUGCACAGCUCACUCAUAUGCCAAGAUCUCUAAGCAGUCUUUAUCAUUUGCGGUUCAUAAUCUAUGGAAGGAUGUGUUGGGGAUUUUGCUCUGAUGAUUUCUUGCCUGGCAAUGUGAGUAAUCUUUCUAGUUUGCGUUACUUGGAAUUGCCGCCGAAUUUAUUUUCUAGUUUACCUGGAAUUGGGAAAUUAAGGUCACUUCAAGAAUUAAACGAGUUUAAUGUUAAGAAUGAGAAUGAGGCUCGCAAUGCUAAAUUAUUUGAGAAGAGAAAACUCACAGACUUAUUCUUGAAUUGGGGCUAUACCGUUGAUGAACGGAAGAUUGUCAAUUCUGACUUAGAUGUGCAUGUGCUUGAAAAUCUCAAACCAUACAAAAAUCUGAAGAGAUUGUCCAUAGUUUCAUACAAGGGUGUAAGCUCUGCAAAACGGAUGUACAAUGCAGAUUUGAUCUCCAAUCUAGAGUGCAUCCGUCUGGAUGAGUGUUCAGAGUGGGAAACUCUUCCACCUUUUGGGCAGCUUCCCCACCUGAAGUCACUAUACCUUCGUAGCAUGCCAAAAGCAAAGCGGCUUGAGCCUAAAUUCCAUGGGGACGACGCUAAAUAUGGAGGGAUUGCAAGUAUUGGGGGAUUGGAGUUCCCCUAUUUGCCUCCUAAGCUCAAGAAAAUGAAGAUACAAAACAUCGGAUGGAAGGCUGCUUUGACCUGCAAGCAAGAAAUCAACAACUGCAAGAUAGAAACAUUAGAGGUCCUUUUGUGUCCAAACAUCACAGCUCUUCUUCUGGCGGAUGUAGGAAAACUGAGAAUUGAAGGUUGCCCCAAUCUGAUUUCUCUUGGCGGACUGCAACAAGCGGAGAGUGGCAUUGAGAAAUUCCAGCUUAUUGUCAGUGAAGUUGUUAUAGAUGACCCAUCCUUGUUGCCAACAGCAAGUAUCGCCUCCUUGGAAAAGCUCACAAUUUGUAAUAAUGACGUGCUGGUUUCUUUUACAAUUGAGGCGGAGCAGUGGUUUUCGCACGUUAGCUCAUCCCUUCGUGAGUUGUGCUUUGAAGGCCUCAAAUCCCUGAAGUCUCUUCCUUCCUCCUUGGAACGCCUCUCUUCACUUGAGAUUCUAUGCGUCAAAGAAGUUCGUCUGCUUCUGCAGCUUCUACACAUCCCCGCCUCGCUGAAAGAAUUACGUCUUCAACACCUGGAAUCAUUGCAGCGCCUGCCAUCUUCUUUGUCGGCCAUCUCAUCCCUCAAGCAUCUAGAUUUAGUAAGCAUUCCAUUCCUCAAAUCAUUGCCAGAACUCCAUCCCUAUUUGUCUGAUCUGAAUCUAAAUAAGCUUGAUAACAUAGAGUGCCUGCCAUCUUCUUUGUCGGCCAUCUCAUCCCUCACCAAUUUAAGUGCCUGCCAUCUUCUUUUUCGGCCAUCUCAUCCCUUGAGUUUGAGUCUUGAUAAUCUACAGUGCCUGCCAUCUUCUUUGUCGGCCAUCUCAUCCCUCUGGUCUCUUAGUUUAGAAAGCAUUCCACUCCUCAAAUCAUUGCCAGAACUCCCUCCCUCUUUGUCUAGUCUGUCUAUAAAGAGUCUUGAUAACCUACAGUGCCUGCCAUCUUCUUUGUCGGCCAUCUCAUCCCUCUGGUCUCUUAGUUUAGAAAGCAUUCCACUCCUCAAAUCAUUGCCAGAACUCCCUCCCUCUUUGUCUAAUAUGUAUAUAAGGAGUCUUGAUAACCUACAGUGCCUGCCCUCUUCUUUGUCGGCCAUUUCAUCCCUUAAGCAUCUAGAAUUAGAUAGCAUUCCACUCCUCAAAUCGUUGCCAGAACUCCCUUCCUCUUUGUCUUGUAUUUAUAUAAUAAGUCUUGAUAAGCUAGAGUGCCUGCCAUCAUCUUUGUCGGCCAUCUCAUCCCUCAAGUUUCUUAAUUUAAAAAGCAUUCCACUCCUCAAAUCAUUGCCAGAACUCCCUCCCUCUUUGUCUAGUCUGUCUAUAAAGAGUCUUGAUAACCUAGAGUGCCUGUCAUCUUCUUUGCUCUUUCCUGAGAAACAAAAACAGGUUUCUGAAGAGCCUUUUAGAUAUCUCAAAAUCCACUUCACAGCUUCCCAAUGUUUCUUCCCUGGAUUACUCAUGUUUCUGCUCAUAACUCCCACUGCAUGGGCAAUAUCUGGUCUGGGUGUAAGCUCUGCAAAAUGGAUGUACAAUGCAGAUUUGAUCUCCAAUCUGGAGUACAUCAGUUUGAACGGUUGCUCGGAGUGGGAAACUCUUCCACCUCUUGGGCAGCUUCCCCACCUCAAGUCACUGUACCUUUAUAACAUGCCACGAGCAAAGCGUCUUGAUCAUAAAUUCCAUGGGAAUGACAAGGUUUCUGUGUUUCCAUCAUUGGAGGUGCUACAUAUUAAGGGAUUACAAGUAUUGGAGGACUGGUUUGAUGGAGCAGGAGCAACAGCAUAUGACUGUUUCUUUCCUUGCUCAACUGAACUCUUCCUCGAUAACUGCCCAAAUCUGCACGAGUUGCCCCAUUUGCCUCCUAAGCUCAAGGAAAUGAAGAUACAGAACAUCGGAUGGAAGACUGCUUUAAACUGCAAGCAAGAAACCAACAACUGUUGCGACAUUUCAAAAUCAACUCCCCUUGAGACAUUAGAGGUCCUUUCGUGCCCAAACGUCACAUCUCUUCUUCAGGCAGAUGUAAGGCUUGAAGCACUGAGAAAAUUGAGAAUUGAAGGUUGCCCCAAUCUGAUUUCUCUUGGUGGACUGCAACAAGUGGAGAGUGGCAUUGAGAAAUCCCUGCAGUCUCUCCCUUCCUCCUUCGAACGCCUCUCUUCACUUGAGAUUCUACGUGUCCAAGAUGUUCCUCAGCUCCAGCAGCUUCAACACAUCUCCGCCUCCCUGAAAGACUUACGUCUUGAAUACCUGGAAUCAUUGCAGUGCCUGCCAUCUUCUUUGUCGGCCAUCUCAUCUCUCACCUAUUUAGAAUUAGAAAGCAUUCCACUCCUCAAAUCAUUGCCAGAAUUCCCUCCCUCUUUGUCUUAUAUGUCUAUAAAGAGGCUUGAUAACCUACAGUGCCUGCCAUCUUCUUUGUCGGCCAUCUCAUCCCUCAAGGAGCUUCAUUUAGAGAGCAUUCCACUCCUAAAAUCAUUGCCAGACCUCCCUUCCUCCUCGUGUUCAAUAGUAGUAGCAAAUUGUGAUCCAGAGUUGAUGAAGCGUUAUUAACAAAUAUUGAGGACACAAGAUUCCAUACGUUCCUGAUGUCAGUAUUAAUUUUAUUUUAGAGUUGUGUUUGUAAUUAAAUUAUAAAAUCAUUGUUUUGUCGUUAAUUUUUAAUUUCAAUUGUAGUUAAAAUAUGAUUUCUGAUUUUGGAUUGGAUA